AUGUUCGCGUCACUUCGAUUCCAUCUCGUAUUUAAUAGUACAAUCAAGAAAAGACGCUGGGAGAGAAUACUCAAAAGUGGAGGAGGACAAAUUGCAGAAGAUGACGACAGUAAUCGUUUAGAUUUUUAUGCAACGCAUAUUGUGUGUGACUCGAAAAUGAAACGAAAAACAAAACUUAGAGAUGCUGUUAAAUUUAAAAUGCAAACACCAAUCGUUGUGGAUUGUAAGGAUAUGAUCGAUGUUAUUUUGACAGGAGAUUGGGAAAGUUAUUCCUGUCACGACCUUCUUCGAGAGUCAGAAAAGAAGAAGUCCAAAGGAUCAGAAGAAGAAGAAGAUUAA
Messenger RNA from Naegleria fowleri, 339 nucleotides. RefSeq lists its product as uncharacterized. NCBI's taxonomy places the organism in Eukaryota, Heterolobosea, Eutetramitea, Acrasida, Naegleriidae. The transcript has a single exon. The coding region runs from base 1 to 339 and encodes 112 amino acids. The record is from RefSeq and is a predicted model, not a curated record.